GACAUUUUCCAAUAUUUAUUUUUGCAACGGAUAGAAAUCUUUUAAGUAAAACGGACUUUAUAUAACCAAAUAAAAAACACGGCAAUUCAAGCAGAGUGCAUAAAGAAUAAUCAAAUAAUAACCGUAUUAUCUUAUAAAAUCAAAUAAAAACAUAGAAAUCGCUUACAAAAAGGACUAAUUAUACUGAAACUGAUACAUGCAAAGGAAAAAAUGAAGUACAAGCGAAACGGCCAAGUUAUUGCCUGCAAAUCUGCCACGGCAAUGGUGACUGAUACAUGGGAUACUUCACAACUAGCUGAUGAGGAAAAAGAAAGACAAAAGCGUAUCUUCAACACUUACUUCACCACAGAUGUAUCCAGGUAUGAAGAUCAAUGCAAAAGUUAACAGUUAGGUAUUGAACUCAGAAGUGCGAAUCGUCCAUUAACUCCAUGACCCUCCCCCACCAACAUUUCCUGCUUUCUUCUAUUUCGAUCGCACUGUCUUCGUAUGAUUAGCAGUCUUUAUAACCAAU
Loa loa (African eye worm) is the source of this 511-nucleotide messenger RNA. RefSeq lists its product as hypothetical. NCBI's taxonomy places the organism in Eukaryota, Metazoa, Nematoda, Chromadorea, Rhabditida, Onchocercidae. The coding region runs from base 211 to 384 and encodes 57 amino acids. The record is from RefSeq and is a predicted model, not a curated record. The transcript has a single exon.